CAAUUUUUUGUUUGUGAACAAGAAAAACAAAAGAGAAAACGCCAUUUGGUUUUGCUUUUGGAUCUUGUCUUUGUUGAAACGUUUUAAAAGCAAGAUGCCACGCAGACAAGAAGUGGCAGUCCUUCUUUGGUGCUGCUUGUGGGCCUGCAUUGGCUGCGGCAUGAUUGACGAAACCUGCAUCACCUACGCCGUGAGCUGCGCACUCAUCGCCGGGGUCAACAUCCUCAAGGCUUACUACGGAUCCAACCAGGCACAUGAUGUUGCUGCUGCUGCCGCAGUGCAAAAUCAGCAUCAUCAUGAUCGCAAUUCCGCCUCAGCUGACGAUGUGGCAAACACACUGUCAGCGUUCGCUUCCGGCGCGACUUCUUCCCUCGCGUCCCCGGCCUCCCACCCUGGCACCACACAUAUGAGCCAGUCUGCUACUGGCGUGACAUCGUCGAUCGGCAGCGGCGGCGGUGGCAUCGGUUCUGCGGCCGGCGCAAUGCAAAGUGCUCAGAGCGUUGGCUUGCUGGAUUUGGCGAAUGAACGCUUGGGAUCCCAGUUCACAGCUCUGACAUCAGCUACUGCCGACGCGGCAACCCGCGUGACUGCCACGCUCGCUGACGCCACUCCUGGAACAACUGGUCAGACCAUCCUGAACGCUCUGUCAGCUCAAGCGCAAGGUUCGUUGGCAGGCGCUCCGACAAAUCACAGCGGCGACGGGUCUGGACCGCUGCCUCCUUACAGCGAAAUGUUUGGCACCCUCUUCUCUACCGUCUCGGCCAUUGCGCGUGCGACGCUCCGGGACACGUUGUGGCUCGUCAAGCUGGCCGCGUUGGGCGUGGUAAAGCUGUGCUUGUCACCGCUGAUGCAACGCGGUCUGAUCACCGCUGUUGUCUGCACUCAAGCGAUUCGCUCUGCGGUUCGCGCGCAGCAUGCACACGCCGUUCUGAGGUACUGCGAGCGAUCGUCCAAGGUGGUGGACGUUGUCGAAUCUGUCCGAUUUGCAUACUAUCGUCGCUGCAUCGAAACCGUCCUGUGGGCUGGUGGCGCGGCGGUGGCCAUCUCUCAAACAGUCACAUGGACGUUGUUUGGAGCCGAUUUGUUCCAAGAAACCGUGUCCAGCCUCUUGCGUCUGCCUCCAAAUCCAGUUGACAUGUCAACCGUCUCUGUUGCAGACUUCCACGCCAUUCUUCACACCCUCCCAUGGCUCAGGAUUGGAGCCGUCACUUUGGGCUUUGCGCUCGUCUGCGCGCUUUGGCGCAGCAGCGAUGACUUGCGGUGGUACUGGUAUCACCCUGCUGAAGGUUUUGCGCAUGCCCGGAAUGUCUUUAUGAACUCCCCUGUCGGAACCUUGGUUCGGCAUCAGCUCUUGCUGCGCUCGGUGGCUGAACAGAAGAAGGGCAAGGCCAAGGCUGCCAAUGAACUUGCGAUUGCAAAUGCUCCCGCAGAGGCACCUCCAGCCAUUCCAUCUACACCCGCGUCGUCUUCGUUUGUGGCCAAAUGGCAGGCUGAGCUUGCACAACUUGAACAGCUUUCACCAGCAAUGGCAGCAUUCGCGUCUGCUGCUGCAUCGACCACCGACGCCGCAUCAACAUCGGCAUCGGCGUCGUCCUCCUCCUCGUCCUCCCCCGCCUCUACCAGCGCGUCAUUCGCUGCUCACUUUCCUUCGCCAUCCGCCAAGCAGAAGCGCCAGUUUGCUAGCCGUCAGCAGCCCGUCAUGUGCGAUUUCGGCUGUGACACGGUGGUUGUGUUGAGCGACGAACCCGGCGCCACCCCGCUCAACGUUGCCAUUUUCCUGCAUGACCACGCCCCCGUUUGCGCCAAGUGCAUGAACACCUGGAUGAUUCAGCAACUCAACGAGAGGCUGACCACAUUGCGUGCAUCAACAAAGUGCAAUGCUCCGCCACAAGAAGCAGAGCCCUCGCCUUCCUCUCCUGAUGUCGAGAUGCCCCGACGUGCCAACCGCCGCAACUCGCGCGCCCCUGCUGCUGCGGCACGGGCUGCUGCAAACGAGUCGCGGAUUGUCAACCCUGGUGUCAACGGAAAGUACAUUGGCAUUUCCUCCAGCAACUACAGCGGUCCGCGCCGCUCCGUUUCGGCAAUCGAUAAUCCCACGUCACAUGCCGCUCCGACGGCUCGUCCCGUCUCGGCUGUCAAGAGCCCAUGUGUCAUGGCGAAAUGCCAGCAAGAGUUGUGCGAAUCCGACCUCGCCGCACCCGGUCUGAGCAACCUUGUGGCCGAGCUUCAUCACCAGCUCAUGUUGCGAUCCCUCCCUGGUGUGACCUGUCCUGCCAGCGCUGGUGGGUGCGGUCGACAAGCGUUCGAGCGAGUCCCUCAAGCGUCCGAGAACGAUGCCUGCAUGCCGGAAGUCGCCGCGGUGAACGGAGGUCACCGUCCUUCUGCAUCCCGCCAGGUGCAGUGCCCCUAUUCUGACUGCGCGCUGGUCUACUGCGAGACAUGUGAGAUGCCUUGGUCGACACACUCCAGCGACGAAGGCUUUCGAUGCACAACCCUCGAAGUGCUGACUCCCGCGGAGGCCAGAGUGCAGCUGACUCGCGCGGCCAGCCAGUACUUUGAGAGCGGCAUCCGAGCGUGCCCAGCGUGCUUCACGUUUAUUGAGCGCGUUUCGGGUUGCGACCACAUGACCCACUCAAACUGCACCUCGACGACGACUGCUCGGCGCGGCCGCGAGUUUUGCUUCCGAUGCAACGGCGUGUAUGCCUCUUCUGACGCGUUCAGCACCAUGAAGACGCCUGAUGGCUCUCCACUUGAUCCAAUGCUGCGAUGCCAGGGCAGUUCGUGUUUGAGCAGGUCCAUGUCGCUGCAUCUCGUCUUUCUCGAGGCCGCGCUGGUGCAGGGCAAUCCGUCGUGGCGCCUCGCGCUCGGAAGCUCCACGCUCAACCCCUCCAAGCUGUACAACGACGCAGCGACAUUGAAAAAGUCGGAUGUUGGUCACGUGGAGGUGGAGCCGUGGAGCAAGGUGCUGAAGCGAGCUGGCUGGCAGCUGUGCUGGGGCCUGGGCUUUUCCAUUGUCCGAAUGACCAAGCUCAAUACGCUUGUGGAUUUCUACUUGCGCGGGAAGGACUUGCGACCCCGUCUUCCCCAGUUCUCCACGCACCGCGAAGAAGAGCUGAGGUGCGACUGCGUCAUGGCCUGGAUGCGGAUUGUUUCCUACUGGCUUGUGCCCUCGCCACUCGUUCUUGCUGCGUGCGGGGCUGGCUCGGCGCUCGGUUGGACUGGAUUUCUAGGCUCGUGGUCUGGAUGGGCCACGCUGCUCGCCGUGCACGGUUUGUCGCGCAUGGUUGGGUUUAACAUCGUCGCCUGCGCUGCCAUCCUUGCUCCUGCCUACUGGGAUCAACUGCAGCGGCUGAUUGUUGAUCAAAUGCCGUUCCAUUUGUGAUGCGGUUCAGGCGUGUCGUGUUCUGGUUGAGUUUGGUUGUGUUGUGUGGCAUCGAUUUUGUUGAUUUUUUUGUUGGAUACACCUAGCGAUUCAUUCUGUG
Messenger RNA from Capsaspora owczarzaki ATCC 30864, 3482 nucleotides. RefSeq lists its product as hypothetical. The transcript has a single exon. Bases 95 to 3382 code for a protein of 1095 amino acids. The record is from RefSeq and is a predicted model, not a curated record. Lineage: Eukaryota; Filasterea; Ministeriida; Capsasporidae.